This is a messenger RNA of Phragmites australis (common reed), 2199 nucleotides long. RefSeq lists its product as uncharacterized. NCBI's taxonomy places the organism in Eukaryota, Viridiplantae, Streptophyta, Magnoliopsida, Poales, Poaceae. Gene Ontology annotation, molecular function: oxidoreductase activity. The transcript is spliced from 15 exons. Bases 109 to 1689 code for a protein of 526 amino acids. The record is from RefSeq and is a predicted model, not a curated record.
AGAAAGGUGAGGUGAAGACGUGCAGGAGCACCUCUCGCUCUCGGGGACAAACAGGCCACUCGCUGGUUCCCUCGCUCUCCUCGACUCCGGAAGCUUCCCGCGGGAGGAAUGUGCGGGUGUGCGGCCCUCGUUGCCGGAGGCCGGUUGCCUCCGCCCGCACUCCCCCGCCGGCGCCUCCGUCGAGGGGGCUCCGUCCGGGCAGAGGCCUCCCCGGGAGGCGAGUCCCAGCGGAGGAAGGUCGCCGUCGCGGGCGCCGGGUGGGCCGGCCUCGCCGCUGCGCACCACCUCGUCAAACAGGGGUACGAGGUCACGCUUCUCGCGGCAGAGAGCGGCCCAACCGAGGAGGUCGGACUCAGGGGAUUCUGGUAUCCAUACCGCAACAUUUUCUCUUUAGUCGAUGAGCUGGGGAUCUCGCCCUUCACAAGCUGGAAUAAAGCAGCUUACUAUUCUCCAGAGGGCCUUGCAGUUGAAUUCCCUAUUUUUCACAACCAGCCCCGGUUACCCGCUCCCUUUGGAGUCUUUGCAUAUCCAGAAUUCCCUAAUCUUCCUUUGAUUGAUCGGUUGACAUCAAUUCCUGUCAUAGCUGCAGUCAUUGACUUUGACAACACUGACACUGCUUGGAGGAAAUAUGACGCAAUGACUGCAAGAGAGCUUUUUAAGAUGUACGGUUGCUCUCAAAGGCUCUACCAGGAAGUCUUUGAACCAGCUAUUCAGGCUGCCCUGUUUGCUCCAGGUGAGCAAUGUAGUGCUGCUGCAACACUGGGGAUGCUGUACUAUUAUAUGCUCUCUCAUCAGGAAAACUCUGAUUUUUUGCUGUGCCGUGGGGAAGUAGAAGAAAAAAUUUUCUCUCCUUGGCUGAAGUCAUUGGAGCUGAAAGGCUUAAAAUUCAUUGCAAACAAAGUUCCAACAAGUUUGACCAUAAAUAAGGACAGUGAAUGCAUCUCUGCAAUUGUCUGUGGUGAGGAUGUAUAUGAGGCGGAUGCAUUUGUUUCAGCCAUUGGACUCUCUCCUCUACAGUCCAUCGUUAAGAACAGUCCAUUCCUACGGUCCCACCGAGAAUUCACCAAUCUUCUUCAUCUGUCCACAAUCGACAUGAUCUCUAUAAAAUUAUGGUUUGAUAAAAAGAUCACAAUUCCAAAGGUUGCCAACGUAUGUUCUGGCUUUGAUGAUUCAUCUAGCUGGACGUUCUUUGACCUUACUUCAACAUAUGAUGAUUACUACGAAGAACCAAUAACAGUUGUGGGGGCUGAAUUUCAUAAUGCUAGCCAUUUGUUACCUGUAAAUGAUGAACACAUCGUCUCUGAAGCUUCAGCGCGUCUUAUCAAAUGCAUACAAGAUUUUGAGGGUGCUACUGUGAUCCAACAAUCAGUCAGAAGAUUUCCUAGAUCUGUAGUCAACUCUCUUCCAGGUUCCUACAAGUACACAACGCGAGGAUCAACUUCCUUUCCAAAUUUAUUUAUUGCUGGUGAUUGGAUAGUCAACCGACAUGGGUCCUUCUCAAAGGAAAAGGCAUAUGUGACUGGACUUGAAGCUGCUAAUAGGGUGGUGGACUAUUUUGGCAAUGGGGACUUUGCCAAAAUAAUUGCAGUUGAAGGAGAUGAGCCUCAUAUAGAGGCAUUGCGUAGUCUCAACAGAAGGGCCAAUGAACUGAAGUCCCAAAUUCCUUUCUCAGAGUUCUUUCUCCAAUGAUGUGAUUGUUUUUUUCCAUGACAACCGUUGACCAGUGCAUAUUGCCGUAGGGGCCAUUUGUAAAAGUUUUCAGGUAGGUUAUAUGUCUCUUGCGUAUUGUGUAUGCAUGAUGCCCCAUGUUUCAAGCGAAACAUUUCCUCUUUUGUUGCAUAUUUGGUUAUCAACAAAUGUACAUACUAGUCUCAGGCUAUAACUGCCAAAGCAACUUGUUCUGAGUUAAACUUGCAGUAUUUGCUGAAACAUACAUAUAUACAACCCCGACCAUCAUGAGAUCAGAGAGUUGCUUCAGAUAUGGAGGGCCACGGGGUGCUACUGAGAUCAAGUUGACCGACCAGUAUAGCAUCGAAUAUGCCCUUCUCUGUUUCUGCACAUAUAUGCAAAUUCUGGCAUUUAGCUCAAUGAUACUGGAAGUUAUGUAUUAUGUUAGACUGAAGAUGUAUGGAUAUUUACCUGCCCAGAAGGGUGGUGACCCGCAUAGAAGAAUAUACAAGAUCACUCCAGCGCUCCACA